Striga asiatica is the source of this 3054-nucleotide messenger RNA. NCBI's taxonomy places the organism in Eukaryota, Viridiplantae, Streptophyta, Magnoliopsida, Lamiales, Orobanchaceae. The record is from the annotation of a GenBank genome assembly.
AUGACGAUGAAUGCACCAAAAUUUACUAUCCAUGCAGCUUUGUUUUCAGCCCUCUUUUUCAUGUUCUUCAAACUAAGCAAUUGUAUCCUCUGCCCCGAAAUCGAAAAACAAUCACUUUUAAGCUUCAAGCAAUCUCUCAACGGUUCCUCAAGCGUGUUGUCUUCUUGGGAUGCUAAAUUCGAUUGUUGCACGUGGAAAGGUGUUGUCUGCAUCAACUUAACUGGCCAUGUUCUUCAACUCCACCUCCAAGGUAAUUAUUCUUUAGGUGGGAAAGUAAGCCCUGCUUUGCUCAACUUAAAGCAUUUGAAAUAUCUUGACCUGAGUCAAAACAGCUUUGUCCAAAAUAUCCCUUCUUUCAUUGGAUCACUCACAAGCCUUGAGUAUUUGAACAUAUCAUUCACUGGAUUUUAUGGAAAGAUUCCUCAUAGUAUUGGAAAUCUUUCGAAUUUGCGUACUCUUAGUUUGGAAACUAUGGACACUGGAGGAGAAGACUAUUCAGGGCCGAAGCUGUAUGUGGAUAGUCUUGAAUGGUUGUCAGGGCUUUCUAAAUUAGAGUAUCUCAACAUGAAUCAUGUGAACCUGAGCAAAGCAACCAAUUGGCCUCAGCAGGUGAUCACCAAACUCCCUUCUUUAGUGGAGCUGCAUUUUGGUGGAUGUAAUCUUAAUUAUAUGGCUCCUCUGAAUGAUGUAAAUAAUAUAAGUCAUUUUCAUUUAGCCAUUCUUGACCUCUCUGAAAAUUACUUGGAUGGCGAAUCUUACGGCAUCAUCCCUCGGUGGAUUUUUCAACUCAGAGAACUUAUCUAUCUUGAUAUGAGUUUCAGCUCAUUGGAAGGCCCAAUUCCAACAAUGAGCAAUAGCACAAAACUCCAACACAUUGAUCUCUCCAGUAACAAUUUGAAUUCAAGCAUUCCACAGUGGCUCUACUCCUGCAAACAACUCAAGUAUGUCAAUCUGAAAUACAAUAUUCUACAAGAUGUAAUUUCUGAUUCCAUAUCAAAUCUGACUUCUCUCAAUACCAUCGAUUUAAGCGGAAAUGAAAUUUCUGGGAAAAUCCCAACAGAAAUUGCAAACCUGUGCAAUAUUCAGACCUUGAGUUUAUCUGAUAAUAAAUUAAGAGGAGAGAUAACAGAUUCAUUUGGAAAAAAUAUGUCAGAUUGUUUCUUAAGAGCUUUGAUAUCUUUGGACUUGUCAGAGAAUCAAUUCUCCGGCCAUCUGCCUCAUCAAUUUGGAGAAUUUAAACGUCUUCAUUAUCUUGAUCUUAGCUACAACUCACUGUCCGGUGUAAUUCCAGACGAGUUAGGGAAGUUGCUUUCCCUUGAAAGGUUAGAGUUGAGUAGUAACAAAUUGAUGGGAAACUUACCAGAGAGUUUGGGGAGACUUGCUAACUUGACAGAUCUUUCCAUAGAGGAUAACAUGUUGGAAGGGGUGGUGACUGAAGCCCACUUUGCCAGUCUCUCAAAUUUAUUUAACUUGGAAGCUUCUAGAAACCACUUGACUUUGAAUGUGAAUCCCAAUUGGAUUCCACCAUUCAAACUCAAUCGUCUUCACCUAGGGUCUUGGGACUUGGGAUCAUCAGGCUCUCGAUUUCCAUUAUGGCUGGAGACACAGAAAAACGACAUUGCGGAUCUUGAUUUGUCAUGUACUGGAAUACACGGAAAUGUUCCCAGCUGGUUAUGGAGUUUGAAUUUUCUCAACCUUUCGUAUAAUCAACUCGACUUCAACAUUCCUUUGUUCAGUGAUCCACCUUAUGAGCACUUUUACUACUUGACUUCAAAUAAUUUUAGCGGUCCAUUACCUCGAAUUGGGAAAAAUGUGGGUGACCUUGAUUUCUCCAAUAACUCAUUGUCCGGAGAUUUGUCAGAAUUUCUAUGCAACACAUCAACCGAUAAUGAAAUGCAAAAUCUUAAUCUCGGGGAAAACCACUUGUCUGGAGAGUUACCCGACUGUUUCCACAAGUGGCAAUCAUUGGUAGUGUUGAACUUGGGCAACAAUGAAUUAUUCGGAAGAAUACCAGAUUCCAUAGGAUUUCUAACAAAUUUAGAGUCCUUGAAUUUAUACGGCAACAAUUUCUCUGGCCACGUACCUUCUUCACUGCAAAACUGCACGGAACUAAUUAAGAUCGAUUUCUCUAAUAACAAUCUUGGUGGGGAGAUACCGAAAUGGAUUAACACAAGAUUUUAUCAGCUGAUAAUUCUCAUUUUGCGCUCAAACAAUUUCAGUGGAGAAAUCACCCCAUCCAUAUGCCAGCUAACAUCUCUACAAAUCGUGGAUCUCUCUCAUAAUAGGCUUUCCGGGAGAAUACCUUCCUGCCUCAACAAUCUUACUUCAAUGACCACUAAAAGAAUUUUGUUUACGCCAUAUUAUUCUACGUGGCAAACAGCAUUUUUGGAAAGUGCAUCAAUUGCCACAAAGGGAAAAGAACUCACCUAUGGCCGCUCCACUCUCUUUUUGGUCAAAAGUAUCGACCUUUCAAACAACAUCCUUUCUGGUGCCAUCCCAAGUGAGGUAACAAGUCUGGUGGAACUCAGAACACUGAACUUGUCGAGAAAUAAUUUAACAGGAUCCAUACCAGACAACAUUGGAAACAUGAAGCAACUCGAAACUCUUGAUUUCUCAAUCAACUCGUUAUCCGGCGACAUUCCAGGUAGCAUCACAAGCAUGUCUUUUUUGAAUAGCCUGAAUUUGUCAUAUAACGACUUGACUGGAAGAAUCCCACAAAGCACCCAGAUUCGGGGCUUGAACGAGUCGAGCUUCAUUGGCAACAAUCUUUGUGGCCCUCCACUAGAAAUAUCUUGCAAAAUUGACAGUAAUGCCCCUGGCAGAACGCACAUGGAGAAUCAAGGGCCAGAAGGCAAUAAGGCCGAGAUUGAUUGGUUUUACGUAUUUCUAUCUUUAGGAUAUGCGGUUGGGCUUUUGGCUGUCAUCACUACAUUGUUUUUAAAGAAAAAAUGGAGGGAAACAUAUUACGCGUUCUUUCGGAAAUCGUGGGACAGCGUUUAUGUGUGUUGUGUUAUCAAACGGAGAAGGCUCAUGCUAGUUUUGGGUCGGAAUUAA